Messenger RNA from Paralichthys olivaceus (Japanese flounder), 3419 nucleotides. RefSeq names its product toll-like receptor 3 (gene tlr3). Gene Ontology annotation, biological process: inflammatory response; immune response; toll-like receptor signaling pathway. Gene Ontology annotation, cellular component: plasma membrane. Gene Ontology annotation, molecular function: protein binding; transmembrane signaling receptor activity. The record is from RefSeq and is a predicted model, not a curated record. Lineage: Eukaryota; Metazoa; Chordata; Actinopteri; Pleuronectiformes; Paralichthyidae.
UCAUGUUGUGCUGCCGUCUGCCUCACAAGCAGCUAAGACUCUUCCACAAUAAACAGCACCAGAGUUUUUGAAGCUGGAAAUGCAUUCGUUUUUAUUUGAAAUCUACAAUUAUUGAUGCAGUGUGCAGGGGCAACAUUUGGUUUUUGAAGCAAUGUGUUCCCCUCGUUCUCUUCACUUCACAUGGAUCAUCAUCGUAUGUUAUUUUCUGACAUGGCCUCACCAUUGCUUGGCCUCCCACAAGAAGACGUCCUGCAACGUGCAAGACGGCAGAGCGGACUGCAGCCACCUCAGCCUCAGUGCCAUCCCUCCGAACCUGCCGGGGAACAUCUCCAGCCUGGACAUGUCCCACAACCGACUGGUGGGGAUUCCCCCUGCGUCACUCAACCCCUACCCAGGGCUCCUCCACCUCGAUGUCAGCUACAACAGUGUCACGAAGCUGGACGAGCAUUUGUGCCAGACGCUGCCGCUGCUGCAGACGCUGAACACCCAACAUAAUGAAGUGCACUUGCUGAAGGAGGAGGAUCUGAGUCACUGUACGAGCCUAACAUGGUUGAAUAUGGCGAGUAAUAGGCUAAAGCUACAUGGGGAGCCCUUCUCUGCACUAAAGAAUCUGAAAUCUCUCGAUGUUUCCAUGAACAAAAUGGUGUCAGCCAAGCUCAGCUCUCGGCCUCAGCUGCCCAAACUGGUGUCCCUCAAUCUGGCAUUGAACGAUUUCACCACACUGAAGAAAGAAGACUUCUAUUUCCUUGAAAAUUCAGCACUCCAAGUCCUUGAUCUCUCAUCCGUGCCUCUAAAAACAUUGGAGCCUGGUUGCCUUAAGCCCAUUUCAGGCCUGCGUACUUUAAUCAUGGAUGGGAGCAAUAUGGGUGCUCAGGUUCUUUCCAAACUCUGCUCUGAGCUGUCGGAGACAUCUAUCGAUGCCUUGUCUCUACGAAAAAAUAACCUGGUCACACUCACAAACUUGACCUUUGCAGGGCUGCAGAAAGGAAAUCUAACCUUUCUGGAUCUGUCCCAUAACAGCAUGGGGAAAAUACUGGAAGGCUCAUUUCAGUGGCUCCCCAGACUUCAGACUCUAAUUUUGGCUGACAACAAUAUCAAGCACCUGACCAAGGCCACGUUUCAGGGGCUCAAAAGUUUGACAAAACUCACACUGACAAAAGCCCUGGUGAAAGGUCGAACCUCCGCCACCCCAAUAAUAGAUGAUUUCUCUUUUCAACCAUUAAGCACCCUGGAGAGUUUAAUGUUACAGCAAACUGCAAUUCGGGAAAUCACAGCACAAACAUUUACAGGCUUGACAAGUCUUAAAGAGCUUGAUAUGAGCUGGUGUAGUUGCAUAUCACUCCGAGAUAUCACCAACAAAACUUUAUUGUCACUUGCAGGAUCGCCUCUCAGAAAACUAAAUCUGACAGCAACAGCUAUGACAAACAUAAAUCCUGGAAGCUUCUCCUUUUUGACAAACCUCACCAAUCUUCUUCUAGAUUUAAAUUACUUACAGCAAACUCUCACUGGAAAAGAGUUUGAAGGCCUGGGUCAGAUUCAGGAGAUUCACAUGACCUACAACCACUGGAAAAUCCAGCUGAGCUCCACCUCAUUCAUCAAUGUGCCCAACCUUAGGGUCCUGACAUUGGGAAAAAGUCUGAACAGCAAUGCUUUGAAUCUGGAUCCAUCACCAUUCCAGCCCCUGUCCAACCUCACCUACCUGGAUCUCAGUAACAACAACAUCGCAAACAUCAGACAGGAUAUGUUGGAAGGGCUUGAGAACCUGAAGGUGCUGAAGCUCCAACACAACAAUUUGGCGCGGUUGUGGAAGCACGCCAACCCAGGUGGGCCGGUGAUGUUUCUGAAAGGGGCAGCAAAGUUGAUGACCUUAUGGUUGGAUAACAACGGGCUGGAUGAGAUCCCAGAGGAGGCUCUGAAAGGUUUGAGCAACCUCAGGGAGCUAAGCCUCUCAAACAAUCUCCUCAACAGUCUGAAGGACUCUGUGUUUGAUGAUCUGAAGUCCUUGCGGGUUUUGCGUUUACAGAAGAACCUGAUCACAACUGUGAAGCCCGAAGUGUUCAGCACUCCCAUGAGCAACCUCAGCCUACUGGUCAUGGACAAAAAUCCAUUUGACUGCACAUGUGAGAGCAUCCUGUGGUUUGUGACGUGGUUGAACAACACAAACAUGACCAGUGUGCCAGACCUCAGCGACCAGUAUAUGUGCAACACUCCCCUUACCUACUUUAAUCACUCAAUCCUGAUGUUUGACACCCUCUCCUGCAAAGAUAUGACCCCAUUUCAGGCUCUCUACAUACUGAGCAGCACCGCAGUCUUGAUGCUGAUGGUAUCGGCGCUGUUUGUGAGGUUCCACGGCUGGAGGAUUCAGUUCUACUGGAACAUACUGGUCAGUCGCACGUUAGGAUUUAGUGAUGCCAGUGUUGAAGAGGGCAGGGAAUUUCAGUAUGACGCUUACAUCAUACAUGCAGAGAGGGACAGCAGAUGGGUGGAGAGAGUGAUGGUCCCCUUAGAGAAUGAAAAGUGCAGGUUCUAUUUGGAGGAUCGAGAUGCAGUCCCUGGGGUGUCGAUGAUCGAAUCCAUCAUGGAGAACAUGAGAAGGUCCAGGAAAAUCUUGUUUGUCGUCACUGAAAGUCUUCUCAGGGAUCCCUGGUGUAGACGAUUCAAAGCCCACCAUGCACUGCACCAGGUCAUUGAGGCCAGCAGGGACUCUGUGGUUCUGGUCUUCCUGCAGAAUGUGCACGACUACAAGUUAUCUCGCACGCUCUUCCUCCGCAGGGGCAUGUUGCGGCCAUGUUGUAUCUUGGAAUGGCCCGAAGAUAAGGAUAGGGUGCUGGCCUUUCACCAGAAACUCCUCAUUGCACUUGGUAUGACCAAUAGAUUCAAGGAGUGAACGUCUUUCUUUAAAGGUCCAGUGUGUAAGAUUUAGGUGAAAGGGAACUAUUGGCAGAAACUGAAUGUAGAAUAAUCCUCAUGAUGUUUUCACUCGUUCAUUUAAUCUAAAUUGUAUGAAUUGUAUGAAAAGAAAAAAAGCUCUUUAUAUUUAAAUACUUUAUAUUUACAUCAAGAGGACCCUCUCUACGGAGACUGGACAAACUAAACACCUUUUGAGUUUAUGACAAUUUAAGUCAACCAUAGGUUCUUUUUCAUGUUUGGAAGGAGAGGGUGAGGUGAGGGGUGUUCAGCUGCAACAUGCAACUUCAACACUAGAUGUCACAAGAUUCUACACACUGAACCUUCAAUAGUAAUGGAAAAAUUCCACUUGUAAUAAUAGGUUUGUCCAGUUUUACCCAAUUGCUUGAAGUUGCUCAUUAUUUUGUCCUUUGUAAGAAUGCAUGAAACAUCAUACAUGAUAUAUAUACACACAAUGUAUAUACUGUAUAUGAAAACAUUUGGUUUCUGUUGUUUGUUUUGUGUUUGUUCUU